AUGGCGGCUGCCAGUGGGCAGGAUGUGUUUAAGGUGGGUAAUCAUCGCUCCACUCUGCACACCUCCAGUGUGGGAAGUCCUCCGUUGCUCCAGAGACCUCCACCAAUCUUUCCAAGGACAAACACAUUGGGUAACACUGUAAAAACACAGCUUUGGAAACCUCCAGGAAAUCUUUGGCUCUGCCCCACCACCAUUAUUCUGGAAACUCUGAGAGAGUCAGCUGUUUCAGGGCAGGGUGAGAUAUCGUGGAUCUCAGCGGUGGCCCUUCAGAAGGUUCAUUUAAACUAUUGGGACUUAUAAGGCCUAGCCUACUCUCAGAAUGUCCAUUCAUAUAAAUGCUCUAUUAAAGCUUUAUCAUUACCUCCAGAGUAUAGUACUUUACGUAUAGUGGUUAAAUGUAUUCUCCUAUAGUGAGGUGGAUUAUGGAUAACAUACACUGAGUGUACAACACAGGAACACUUUCCGAAUAUUGAGUUGCACACCCUUUUGCCCUUAGAACAGCCUCAAUUCGUCAAGGCAUGGACUCUACAAGGUGUCGAAAGCGUUCCACAGGGCUGCUGGCCUAUGUUGACUGCAAUCAAUGCCCGGCUAUGAAAAGCCAAGUGACAUUUACUCCUGAUGUACUGACCUGUUGCAACCUCUACAACCACUGUAAUUAUUAUUUGACCCUGCUGGUAAUCUAUGAACGUUUGAACAUCUUGAAGAACAAUCUGGCCUUAAAUGGCCAUGUACUCUUAUAAUCUCCACCCGGCACAGCCAGAAGAGGACUGGUCACCCCUCAGAGCCUGGUUCCUCUCUAGGUUUCUUCCUAGGUUCCUGACUGUGCAACAGGUCAGUACCUCAGAAGUAAAUGUCAGUUGGCUUUUCAUACCCGAGCAUUCAGAGGUCGAGACAGCAGGUGCGGUAGAGAGAGAGAGUCGAAAACAGCAGAUCCGGGACAAGGUAGCACGUCCGGUGAACAGGUUAGGGUUCCCUAGCCUGCUGGCAGAACAGUUGAAACUGGAGCAGCAGCAUGACCAGGUGGACUGGGGACAGCCAGGAGUCAUCAGGCCAGGUAGUCCUGAGGCAUGAUCCUAGAGCUCAGGUCCUCCGGGAGGGGAGGGAGAUAGAGAGAAUUAGAGGGAGCAUACUUCAAUUCUCACAGGACACCAGAUAAGACAGGAGAAUUACACCAGAUAUAACAGACUGACCCUAGCCCCCCGGCACAUAGACUAUUGCAGCAUAGAUACUGGAAACUGAGACAGGGGUGGGUCGGGGGACACUGUGGCCCAGUCCGACGAUACCCCCGGACAGGGCCAACCAGGCAGGAUAUAACCCCACCCACUUUGCCAAAGCACAGCCCUCACACCACUAGAGGGAUAUCAACAGACCACCAACUUACUACCUCGAGACAAGGCUGAGUAUAGCCCACGAAGAUCUCCUCCACCGCAUGAGCCCGAGGGGGCGCAAGACCGGACAGGAAGAUCCCGUCUGUGACUCAACCCACUCAAGUGACGCACCCCUCCUAGGGACGGCAUGGAAGAGCACUAGUAAGCCAGUCACUCAGCCACCGUAAUAGGGUCAGAGGCAGAGAAUCCCAGUGGAGAGAGGGGAGCCGGCCAGGCAGAGACAGCAAGGGCAGUUCGUCGCUCCAGUGCCUUGCCAUUCACCAUUGCACCCCUGGGCCAGACUACACUCAAUCAUAGGACCUACUGAAGAGAUGAGUCUUCAGUAAAGACUUAAAGGUUGAGACUAAGUCUGUGUCUCUCACAUGGAUAGGCAGAUCAUUCCAUAAAAAUUGGAGCUCUAUAGGAGAAAGCCCUGCCUCCAGCUGUUGGCUUAGAAAUUCUAGGGACAAUAAGGAGGCCUGCAUCUUGUGACCAUAGCGUACGUGUAGGUAUGUACAGCAGGACCAAAUCGGAGAGAUAGGUAGGAGCAAGCCCAUGUAAUGCUUUGUAGGUUAGCAGUAAAACCUUGAAAUCAGCCCUAGCUUUAACAGGAAGCCAAUGUAGAGAGGCUAGCACUGGAGUAAUAUGAUCACAUUUUUUGGUUCUAGUCAGGAUUCUAGCAGCCAUGUUUAGCACUAACUGAAGUUUAUUUAGUGCUUUAUCCGGGUAGCCGGAGAGUAGAACACAGCAGUAGUCUAAUCUAGAAGUGACAAAAGCAUGUAUUAGCUUUUCUGCAUAAUUUUUGGACAAAAGGUUUUUCAGAUUUUUGCAACGUUACGAAGAUGGAAAAAAAGCUGUCCUUGAAAUAUUAUUGAUAUGUUCGUCAAAAGAGAGAUCAGAGUCAAGAGUAACGCCGAGGUCCUUCACAGUUAACAUAUCUUUGUUUAUUGGGACCUAGAACUAGCAUCUCUGUUUUGUCUGUUUAAAAAUAAAAAGUCCUUAUGUCUGAAACACAGGCUUCCAGGGUAGGACAUUUUGGGGCUUCACCAUGUUUCAUCUAAAUGUACAGCUGUGUGUCAUCUGAAAGUUGACAUUGUGUUUCCAAAUGACAUCACCAAGAGGUAGAAUAUAUAGUGAAAACAAUAGUGGUCCUAAAACGGAACCUUGAGGAACACCGAAACUUACAAUUGAUUUGUCAGAGGACAAACCAUCCACAGAGACGAACUGAUAUCUUUCGGACAGAAAGAUUUAAACCAGGCAAGAUCUUGUCCAUGUAGACCAAUUAGGGUUUCUAAUCUCUCCAAAAGAAUGUGGUGAUCAAUGGUGUCAAUAGCAGCACUAAGGUCUAGGAGCACGAGGACAGAUGCAGAGCCUUGAUCUGACGCCAUUAAAAGGUAAUUUACCACCUUCACGAGUGCAGUCUCAGUGCUAUGAUGGGGUCUAAAACCAGACUGAAGCAUUUCGUAUACAUUAUUUGUCUUCAGGAAGGCAGUUAGUUGCUGCGCAACAGCUUUUUCGAAAAAUGUUUGAGAGGAAUGGGAGAUUCGAUAUAGGCCGAUAGUCUUUUACAUUUUCCGGGCGAAGGUUGAGCUUUUUCAACAGAGGCUUUAUUACUGCCACUUUUAGUGAGUUUGGGCACACAUCCGGUGGAUAGGGAGCCAUUUAUUAUGUUCAAUAUAGGAGGGCCAAGCACAGGAAUAGCUCUUUCAGUAGUUUAGUUGGAAUAGGGUCCAGUAUGCAGCUUGACGGUUUAGAGGCCGUGACUAUUUUCAUGAAUGUGUCGAGAUACAGGAUUAAAAAACUUGAGUGUCUCCAUUGAUCCUAGGUCCUGGCAGUUCUGUGCAGACUCAGGACAACUGAGCUUUGGAGAAAUAUGCAGAUUCAAAGUCGAGUCCGUAAUUAGCUUUCUAAUGAUCAUGAUCUUUUCAUCAAAGAAGUUCAUGAAUUUAUCACUGCUGAAGUGAAAGCUAUCCUCUCUUGUUGAAUCCUGCUUUUGAGUUAGCUUUGCGACAGUAUCAAAAAUACAUUUUGGAUUGUUCUUAUUCUCCUUAAUUAGGUUGGAAAAAUAGGAUGAUCGAGCAGCAGUGAGGGCUCUUCGAUAUUGCACGGUACUGUCUUUCCAAGCUAUUCGGAAGACUUCCAGUUUGGUGGAGCGCCAUUUCCAUUCCAAUUUUCUGGAAGCUUGCUUCAGGGCUCGGAUAUUUUCUGUAUACUAGGGAGCAAAUUUCUUGUGCCAAUUUUUUUCUCCAUCUAGGUUAUUAUGCAAGGUUAAAUUAAGAUCCUCAGUUAGGUGGUUAACCGAUUUUUGUACUCCGAUGUCCUUGGGUAGGUGGAGGGAGUCUGGAAGGGCAUUUAGGAAUCUUUGGGUUGUCUGAGAAUUUAUAGCACAGCUUUUAAUGAUCCUUGGUUUGAGUAUGAGCCGAUUAUUUGUUGCGAUUGUAAACUUAAUAAAAUGGUGUUCCGAUAGUCCAGGAUUAUGAGGAAAAACAUUUAGAUCCACAAUAUUUAUUCCACGGGACAAAACUAGAUCUAGGGUGUGACUGUGGCAAUGAGUAGGUCCGGAGACAUGUUGGACAAAACCCACUGAGUCGAUGAUGGCUCCGAAAGCCUUUUGGAGUGGGUCUGUGGACUUUUCCAUGUGAAUAUUAAAGUCACCAAAAAUUAGAAUAUUAUCUGCCAUGACUACAAGGUCCGAUAGGAAUUCAGGGUGCUCAAUGAGGAAUGCUGUAUACGGCCCAGGAGGGCUGUAAACAGUUGCAAAGUGAUUAAGUAGACUGCAUAGAUUUCAUGACUAGAAGCUCAAAAGACGAAAACACAGUCAUUUAUUUUUUCUACAUUUAAAUUUGCUAUCGUAAAUGCUAGCAACACCUCCGCCAGUGCGGGAUGCACAGGGGAUAUGGUCACUAGUGUAACCAGGAGGAGAGGCCUCAUUUAACACAGUAAAUUCAUCAGGCUUGAGCCAUGUUUCAGUCAGGCCAAUCACAUCAAGAUUAUGAUCAGUGAUUAGUUAAUUGACUAUGACUGCCUUGGAAGUGAGGGAUCUAACAUUAAGUAACCCUAUUUUGAGAUGUGAGAUAUCACAAUCUCUUUCAAUAAUGACAGGAAUGGAGGAGGUCUUUUUUCCAGUGAGAUUGCUAAGGCGAACACCGACAUGUUUUGUUUUGCUCAACUUAGAUUGAGGCACAGACACUGUCUCAAUGGGGAUAGCUGAGCUGACUACACUGACUGUGCUAGUGGUAGACUCCACUAAGCUGGCAGGUUGGCUAACUGCAAUGCUUCCCACAGUUGUGUCAAGUUGGCUGGAUGUUCUUUGGGUGGUGGACCAUUCUUGAUACACACGGGAAACGAGCGUGAAAAACCCAGCAGCGUUGCAGAUCUUGACACACUCAAAUCGGUGCGCCUGGCACCUACUACUAUACCCUGUUCAAAGGCACUUACAUAUUUUGUCUUUCCCAUUCACCUUCUGAAUGACAAACAUACACAAUGUCUCAAUUGUCUCAAGGCUUAAAAAUCCUUCUUUAACCUGUCUUCUCCCCUUCAUCUACACUAAUUGACGUGUAUUGACAUCAAGGUGACAUCAAUAAGGGAUCAUAGCUUUCACCUGAAUUCACCUGGUCAGUCAAAUUUUUUUAAUUUUUUUAUUUAUUUAAUUUUUUUAGUCAUUUAGCAGACGCUCUUAUCCAGAGCGACUUACAGUUAGUGAGUGCAUACAUUAUAUAUAUUUUUCAUACUGGCCCCCCAUGGGAAUCGAACCCACAACCCUGGCGUUGCAAACGCCAUGCUCUACCAACAUCCCUGCCGGCCAUUCCCUCCCCUACCCUGGACGACGCUGGGCCAAUUGUGCGCCGCCCCAUGGGUCUCCCGGUCGCGGCCGGCUACGACAGAGCCUGGAUUCGAACCAGGAUCUCUAGUGGCACAGCUACUGCGCCACUCGGGAUGACUAUGUCUAUGUCAUGGAAAUAGCAUGUUUUGUACUCUCAGUGUAUUGAAGAUUAUGACAUUAUGACCAUAGUGUUUCUGCAGGGUGUAUGUGUGCAUGUGCAUUGGAUUGGCUGCUGUGGUUUUCCAGUCAGUGCUUUUAACAGUGCUUUUCUUGUGGUUAGCACAUGUGUGCAAUUUAAACAUAGAGCCAAAUUGAGCCUUGAGUGUGGUUUUCCCCCCACAUUGGCACUUUAUGCAGACUGAUGUUUAGAUCAAUCAGCUCUCUCAUGGAAGCAGGAGUUUCCUAUUUUUGACACAGUGCUUCCUAGAUGUGGGCUGAGCAAUGUGGAUCAGAAGACUUUGAUUCAGCGACAGUUUUGACAAAAUUAAACCAUGGACUGGAUUCCGAUCUGAUUGUAGUCACAGCAGUGAGUGUUUUGGCACACUUGCAUCCCCACUGUUUCAAAAUACCAGGGGUUGUGGGGAGAAAAGGGAGGUGCCUUUAACCAUCCAGCGUCAGUGUUAGUUGUGCAGCUCAUAAUUGGUGAGGUUAGCCAUUGAAAAAAGCUGAUCCGGGAUGAGUUGGUAUCAGUAGUGAGUAACCUCUUCCCCCAUCUCCUUUCAUCAGCUGAGCUGGAUCAGGACGUCCUGUCUUCUCAGCACAACAGGAAAUUCCGCUUUGACUUGUCCCGGAUCCCAGAGGGAGAAGUUGUCUCCGCUGCAGAGUUCCGAAUCUAUAAGGACUACAUCAGAGAACGCUAUGAGAACGAGACCUUCCAUGUGAGCGUGUACCAGGUGCUACAGGAGCUCCCUGACAGGUGACGCCUCAUCCAUUAAUCUUUGUGUGUGUGUGUGUGGCCUUAUAAAACGGUAUACUACUCCCUGAAACAGCAGAGACGCCACCUUGAACAUAUAGAGCACCCCCACAAACACCACCCUCAAUGCCCACACCUCCACCAUUCACUUAAUCCCCCUUCUCCAUUACCUAACACCCCUCCCUCCACCCAACCCCUCUCUUCUUGGAGGACAGACCACACUAGGCAUUUUGAUUGUAGUGAACAAUAGUUGGAUUUCUCCAACUAGUAAAAACACCCCCUUCUCUCUAACACACACACACACACAGCUUGUCAUGCUAGGUGACAUCAGAGCCCAGUCGUGUGUAGGCAUGGCCUGUCCCACAGCGGUGACAGUGAGGCUAUGAAGGUGCUGAGAACAAAAGCAUUGUCAUUCAGAGACUCGUAUGCCUUUCGUACAGACAAGGCAGCAAGACAAAGAGACAGUCUGAGUAGUAAGCCUGGGGGCCUGAAACUCAAUCUGUAAACAAAGCCAUUGUCUGUGAGAUAUGCCCCAAUCAGUCUGGGAAUUUUCAUCUGUGAUUUAAGAGAUAGCUCUUUUAAUAAUGGCUAACUUUGUUGUGUAUCUAACUGUGAGACUGUAUGUGCUGUGUAUCUAAUGUUAGUAGUCUUUGUGCCCCGUAGUGAGGAGUACCUGUUCCUUCUGGACACGCGGGUGGUGUGGGCUGCAGAGGAGGGCUGGCUUGUGUUUGACAUCACGGCCACCAGUUACCAGUGGGUGGUGAACCCAGACCAGAACCUGGGCUUGCAGCUGGCUCUGGAGAGCAUGGAUGGUGAGUCACUGUCAGAGAGUUAUAAGGGUAAGGGUACUGUAUGGCCACUGGUCCAACUGGUACACACCCACCACAUAAGAUUGAACUGAAGCAUACCAAAAUCAAAGAUUAUGUAUUAUAUUGACAAGAUAUUCGAGUGACCGCUCUAACAAUGGAAAUACAUAUCCUCAAUGAUGGAAGGGAGGAGAGAUCAGAUGGGACCAUUCUAGCUAAUGAGAGGGCAGAUACGCGUGUGAACAACAGGCACAACUAAGUUGUUUCUCUCAAAGUUGCCGGAAUGCCACGUGCAUCCACUUAUAUCAGUACAUUUGUAACAGCCUAAACUUCUAUUCGAUAAAAUAAGCCUCACGUAAUUCGACACUCUCUCAUAGACCUCCAUUCGAAAAAGGGCUUAUCUCACACGGACAGAUUUUGGGCAGAGUAAAUUGUCUGGCUUCACCUCUCCCUCUCUGCCAAAAUGUACCCUGGACUGAAGUGUGCAUGUCUUUCUGUCUUCCCCUACAGGUCAGAGUGUGAACCCCAGGCUAGUGGGGCUGCUGGGGGGCAGUGGGCCCCAGGACAAGCAGCCCUUCAUGGUGGCCUUUUUCAAGGCAACCGAGGUUCGCCUCCGCAGCGUCCGUUCUGCCCACGGCCACAAGGGGCGCAACCCCAACCGCUCCAAAAAACCCAAGACUGCCCAGGACGCACUGAAGGUUGCUGAGGCUGCAGCAGGUACACAAAUGGAGCACCCACUUGGAGCACAAUGAAUCAGUCAUCUAGCCACUAGAUCCAUACACAGACAUCAUUUGAUAAACUUGUUACACAAUGAUAGAAAAAUGGCUGCUCCUUUGACAUGUUAGAGUACUUUGUGUUAAUAAAAGCAUUCAGGCUAUGGAUAAUAGAUAGCAGAGAACAUCUCUAAUUUGGAGUGUUUAAGGGACAGUGCUCACAGUUGAUUGUGUUGAUUCAUCUGUAUGAUGUUAAUUUCCCCCUUUGUCUUUCAGAGAACCUCAGCACAGACCCGAAACAGGGCUGUAAGAAGCAUGAGCUGUAUGUCAGCUUCAGAGAUCUGGGAUGGCAGGUACAGUACCAUGACUCCUCCUAUCACACACGUUCUGUUCUGUACUGUAAUGAUCUGAGCACAUCCUCCACUUUCUCUGUUCACCCACUUAGAUAGGUGUUUGACUUGACUAGAUUCAAUGGCAUCUGCAUCUCCGUUGGUUGGAUGUACUAUUGUUGUAUGAGUAAUAUGACUCAUUCCUUUUUUCAAUUGUCCUCUCAGGACUGGAUCAUUGCACCAGAGGGCUAUGCAGCGUACUACUGCCAGGGCGAAUGUGCCUUUCCCUUGAACUCCUACAUGAACGCCACCAAUCAUGCCAUUGUGCAGACUCUGGUAAGAAUAUUAAAAGUUUUCAUGAAUCAUAUCAUCAUAUACAUUUCUGAGGCGGUUGAAUAUGGCAUUUACUCAGGGUUUCACUGUAGGGUCACUAGCUUCAUUGUAAAUGUAACCAUUCAGCAGCUGAUUGAAAUUCUUAAAUUCAUUUUGUGAAAUCAAAGCACUCUUUGAUGUCCUACAUCCUGUAAGUAUCAACACACAUUUUCCCACACUCUUGAAUCUUUCUUAUUUGUGCAUGAUUUCCCUGAUAAUGGUGCUAUAUUCUAUCUCCCCCAGGUCCACUUCAUAAACCCAGAGACAGUGCCCAAACCCUGUUGUGCCCCCACCCAGCUCCAUGGCAUCUCAGUCCUCUACUUUGACGAUAGCUCCAACGUCAUCCUGAAGAAGUACCGCAACAUGGUGGUCAGAACCUGCGGCUGUCACUGA
Molecule: messenger RNA, 8716 nt
Organism: Coregonus sp. 'balchen'
Lineage: Eukaryota; Metazoa; Chordata; Actinopteri; Salmoniformes; Salmonidae
Source: the annotation of a GenBank genome assembly